CAUAUACAAACCACCAUCUUUCGACCACUUCAACUCAACCAUCUUUUCUUUUGAUCAGGAAUCUGACCUACUGGGUCCUCUUCGGAUAAUUUGAAAGUCAAGAAAUUGCCUGAUUUCGAAAGCUUCAGCAAUAUGUCAAACUUGUUUUCAGGAAUGUACGUGGUCGGAUUUCUUAUUUGUUAUUUGGUGCCCUUUGAUAUUUGAAGCCUCAGUGGUAAUACUUAAUAAUUCACCACUUUAAAUUAUCUGGGUGAUGAAACCUGGGGCGGGGAAAAGUGUUCCAUUAUGGAGGAAAUUUUUUCGAGGUGUAGUGAUAUGAGAAGUCGGCUCAUUGUCACCGCCCGAUAUCUCUAUCGGCUCAACCGACGUAUCAGCAAGCAGAGUUGCUUGAAGCUAUAUGAUCAAAUGAGAAGCAUUGGGGCCGAUCUUAUCGUUUUGUGUCAAACCUCUUUGGCCAAGGCGAUUCUUUAUCAGCAAAGUGUUUCGGCUUCCCCGCCAAAAAACUCCAUGGGCUCUAGCUAUGUACUUCACCUCCCCAAGGUAUAUUUGCUUUUUAUACUUAUUAUUGACUCACUGAUCCGUCAGUGUCUGGUCUUCGGUGUUACACAAACCCCAAUGCUGUGCUUCUGGCUGCUCUGAUGCGAGGCUUUUUAUACCUUUUGUUUCUAGUCAACCUGAGGAUGAAACCUGCUGACUGUUUUGUUUUUAUAGAAGUGGUCGCUUUCGCGGCAGUGGUAAGAAUUCUGGCGCGAAGAGUCCGGGUGGACUUAACGGAGUUUCGCCAACCUCUCCUACAGGCAAUUCCCCCGUCAAUUCUUCGUCACCUGCGAGCAUGGCACCCCGCAUCUCGCCACUACCCAACUCGCCUUCGCUCUCACAAACCAUGUCUAUGGAUGACCAGCACCUUCCCCCUGCAGGCAGUGAUCCUCUCGCCGCUUACAACCUCCCUCGCCCUAAGCCGCUCUGGCUGAACAAUGCUUAUGCUAAGCACAUUGUUAAGGGCAAUUUUAUGACAUUGUCUGCCCGCCCAAAGACAGUUGAGCCUGGAGAGUGGAUUGCUCACCAAGGUAAGCCAAAACAAACAUUUUGACAGUCAUGUGCUAAAAUUCGUAGUGGUUGAACAUUAUCGUAUCUUGUGGAACUUUGUCCGGGUAAUUCACGAAAAGGAAGAAGAUGGUAACACCAUUUGCAACCCCCAGACUUGCCCCCGCAUGUCUGCUGGCGCGUAAGUCAACAGUUUUCGAGCCUUCAUCGAUACAAUAUCUGACAAGCUAUGCUAGCAAUCACUCCUUUACUUGGUUAAACUCCCGUAGAGAGCCUGUAGAGGUACCAGCCCAUGAGUACAUCUCCCUCAUGCAGCGCUGGAUUUCUGGCAAGAUCGACAAUACCGCUAUUUUCCCGACUGAUCCCGCCGGCAUUUCCUACUGUCACAACAGUAGCGGUCCCGAGAUCGCUGGCUCAACUUAUGCUUCUGGCGGAGUCAACACCCCUGGCUCAAACACACCCAUUCCUGCCGGCCCAACCACACUCACAACUUCUCUCUCCCAGCUUGCCGGAGCUGGUGAGUGGAUCGGCAAGAGUAGCGGAUUUCCCCAAGAGUUUGUUGAUGUAUGCCAAACAAUCUUUAGACAAAUGUUCCGAGUCUAUGCUCAUCUGUAUUGGGGACACUUUAUCGAGCCUUUCUACCAUCUUAAUCUCGACAAGCACAUGAAUAGUUGCUUCAGUCACUUCGUUUUAACGGCAACUGAGAUUGACAUGUUGAAGCCGCAUGAAUUGGAGCCUAUGCAACCAUUGAUUGACCUCUGGGCUGCUAAUGGCACAUUCCCGCCCGAGUCUAAAGCUUAUGCUUGUGCAAAUCUCAAGGCUGGAGAGAGACUUCUUCAAGCUGCUGGUUGAUUAGAUCUGCGCAGGUCAUUGCAAGUAUAUAGGCGUUUAGGAAAGCGGUUUGAUAGAAUGGUUAAUGAUGUGCAUGGUUGCAUAUGAAAGCAUUUUACUUUGCGAGAUAUCUCAAAGAUUGACGGCACGGUUCCGCGUGGUUAUAUUUGGGGCUGGCGUUUCUGUUUUUGUGAAGAGAAUAGUGCCAGGGUUUGCAAAUUCGAUAUUCAUACGUAAAUGCAAUCGAGCAAUAUACAAAAUUGAUAAAUGCUAUU
Molecule: messenger RNA, 2150 nt
Organism: Sclerotinia trifoliorum
Lineage: Eukaryota; Fungi; Ascomycota; Leotiomycetes; Helotiales; Sclerotiniaceae
Source: the annotation of a GenBank genome assembly